Molecule: messenger RNA, 645 nt
Organism: Rhopalosiphum maidis (corn leaf aphid)
Lineage: Eukaryota; Metazoa; Arthropoda; Insecta; Hemiptera; Aphididae
Exons: 4
Coding region: 55-645 (196 amino acids)
Source: RefSeq, a predicted model, not a curated record
AAUUUUAACACUUGUAGUCUUUAUUAUAUUAAUGAAUUUGAGUUUUAUGAGGAGAUGAUUUCGAAGUACAUGUUAUUAAUGGGCUUAAUUUCACAUAACAUAGUUUAUUCAAUCAAUAUGUAUUUUGGAAGACCAUUCAUUCCAUACUAUUAUUCAAUUCCAAACAACAAUGUAUUUCAGACCUUACAAGACAGUUUUGGAACUUUCAACAACUUCGGUAAUUUUUACAGGAAACAAAACGCUCAAUGGAAUCAAGGAAAUAGGUUAUCGCAACUACCAGAAAUAGUAAAACGUAAUAAUGAAGAUUAUACUAUACAUCAAAGCACUUUUGGGGAUAGACAACAUGAACCACGGGGUAAAAAUUUGAUAAAUCACCACCUUUGGAACAUUCAUGCACAACAAGCCCUUUUGCAACGUCAUCAUUUAGAAAAACAAAAACAAUAUCAACAAUAUUUACUAAAGAAUCAAGAAGAAAUUAAAAAACAACAUGACCAUCAAGAAAAACUGACAAAAGAAAAAACGUUAAAGAAAAAGUUUGCACAACGUUCAAAGUUUUUACAACGACUUUACUAUGAUAAUUUGCUGCAUCGUGAAUUUGAUGAAAAUGAACUUGAAAUGCAUCAAAAAACAUCUGACGAAACCUAA